This is a messenger RNA of Nannospalax galili (Upper Galilee mountains blind mole rat), 1228 nucleotides long. It is a transcript of the gene Tsen34, whose product is annotated as tRNA splicing endonuclease subunit 34. The transcript has 5 exons. The record is from RefSeq and is a predicted model, not a curated record. NCBI's taxonomy places the organism in Eukaryota, Metazoa, Chordata, Mammalia, Rodentia, Spalacidae. Gene Ontology annotation, cellular component: tRNA-intron endonuclease complex. Gene Ontology annotation, molecular function: tRNA-intron lyase activity; nucleic acid binding. The coding region runs from base 230 to 1165 and encodes 311 amino acids. Gene Ontology annotation, biological process: tRNA splicing, via endonucleolytic cleavage and ligation; tRNA-type intron splice site recognition and cleavage.
CGCGCGUGCCCCAGGUUUCCCGCUUCGCUGACGUGACCCGAUGACGACUGACGCCGGUGGUCGGCAGGGUGGGGGUAGGCACAGCAGUCGGGGACGCGCCACGUAGGGACUGGCUCCGCCCGGACUGACAGUUGGCGUUGGCCAGGACUUCCUGGCCCUGCCCGAGGACAGUGGGACAGGCCAAGAGGAAGCACGGACGCGGACCGAGCGCUGCUGGGACAGCGGGAGGAUGCUGGUGGUGGAGGUUGCCAAUGGCCGCUCGCUGGUGUGGGGAGCCGAGGCCGUGCAGGCGCUGCGGGAACGCCUGGGGGUCGGGGGCCGCACUGUAGGUGCCCUGCCCCGCGGGCCCCGCCAGAACUCGCGCCUGGGCCUCCCGCUGCUGCUCCUGCCCGAAGAGGCCCGACUCCUGGCCGAGAUAGGCGCUGUGACCCUCGUCAGCGCCCCGCGCCCAGAUCCUCGCAGCCAUGGCUUGGCUCUGGCAUCGUUCAAACGCCAGCAAGAGCAGAGUUUCCAGGAGCAGAGCACGUUGGCUGCAGAGGCCCGUGAGAACCGUCGUCAGGAGCUCCUAGAGAAGAUCGCCGAGGGCCAGGCUGCCAAGAAGCAGAGGCUAGAACAGGAUUCAGGGGCCGACGAGAGCCAAGAGGCUGGGGGAAGCAAACCUGCCCAAGGGAGUGAGACCAACAGUGAUAGGCAGGCUUCUGGGGAGCAAGAGGUGGCAGGAUCCUCUUCUCCCCAACCAGGGCCUUCAAAUGGGGUGACCCCUUUGCCCAGAUCUGCCCUGCUUAUCCAGCUGGCCACAGCCAGGCCUCGACCAGUGAAGGCUAAGCCUCUGGACUGGCGUGUGCAGUCCAAAGACUGGCCCCAUGCUGGCCGCCCUGCCCACGAGCUGCGCUACAGCAUCUACAGAGACCUGUGGGAGAGAGGCUUCUUUCUCAGCGCUGCAGGGAAGUUUGGUGGUGACUUCCUGGUGUAUCCUGGUGACCCACUGCGCUUCCAUGCUCACUACAUUGCUCAGUGCUGGGCGGCUGAGGACCCCAUCCCACUGCAGGACCUGGUCUCUGCUGGCCGCCUGGGAACCAGCGUCAGGAAGACACUGCUGCUCUGCUCCCCUCAGCCUGAUGGUAAGGUGGUCUACACCUCCCUGCAGUGGGCCAGCCUGCAGUGAGCAUCGCAGACCCAGGAGCUGUGGCUGAGUGUGGUGAGAGCCUUCCUGGAUGGUCAUCUCCCG